CGUGUCACAUGAUCCGUACCUCGCUUCUCAGGAUCUUUCAAUUCUGCCUCCGAACCUCCCAACUACCUUGAGAUCCCCAAUUGACGCCCAUCAUACUUGUCAAGAUGUUCACACAAACUGUCCGCGCUUCGCGCUCUCAAAUCGCCCGCGUUGCGAGGCAGCAAAUGAUCAGCAAGAGAACUUUCAUCGUUCCUACUGCUGUUCGUCGUGCGGACCUUGUCCAAGAUCUUUACCUUAAGGAAUUGAAGGGUUACAAAGCACCUCAAAUCAAGGCAUCCGAUUCCGAAGGACAAGUUCUCAAGUUCUCCCCACCUAAGGCUCCUACAUCUCCAGAAGAAACCGAUAUCGCAAAGGAAUUGGCAGCAUACGAGGCAAGCACAGUCGAAGUAGAGGGACAAGCUGAGGGAGGUGUUGAAGCCAAGGAGGUUGAUUGGUUUGAGGAGGAGCCUGAGGAGGAGGCUGCACACCACUAGAUUACGAAAUGAUACCGGAGUGAAAAUGUGAAGCCGCGUGGUAGAUUAAAACGUGGGGAUGCGAUGGAGGGGCGGGGAAAUGUGUACACAUAGUGAGGUGGUAGAAUGAAGUGCGAAUUGUACAGUCAUUAACCGCCUAUUUUGAAAGAAGACUCGAUCGACUGGAUUAUCUUCCGGAGCAUAUGUCACUAUUUUUUUUCUCUAUUUUGGAAGCAGGGUGUCCAUACCGUCCAUCUCGAGACGAUUAAAUCGCUACUAUCUGCUUACUUUGGUCCCUCU
This is a messenger RNA of Botrytis byssoidea, 752 nucleotides long. RefSeq lists its product as uncharacterized. The transcript has 3 exons. Lineage: Eukaryota; Fungi; Ascomycota; Leotiomycetes; Helotiales; Sclerotiniaceae. Gene Ontology annotation, biological process: proton motive force-driven ATP synthesis. Bases 105 to 473 code for a protein of 122 amino acids. The record is from RefSeq and is a predicted model, not a curated record.